CCACUAAAGUCCAAAAGUCGGUUGAAUUAUAAACCACAUUUUGUACUCCAACCCAACUCCACCAUACAAAAACGAAAAUUCCAGACCCAAAACCAGAAGCAAAAAUUUGCUAAUUCAAGCCAACAACACUGAGCUUUGAUCUCAAACCAAGUGUUUCUCUAAAGAUUUGAUGAUUUUUUUGGUGUCUGUGAUUCAUAAUCAUCAUUCUGCUUGAGGAUUUUACUCAGAUUCGAUGAGUAUGAGCUAUUUUCCUGGUAUUGAUUCUGUUCGACCUCCAACUGCUUCACUAAGAACUCCUGCUCCGCCUACUUCCACUUCUAAUUGUGUUGCUUCCUUCCCGGUCUCGGAGGAUGCGAGUAAGAAGAUCCGAAAGCCCUAUACUAUUACCAAGUCGAGAGAGAGUUGGACGGAGCAGGAGCACGACAAGUUUCUUGAAGCUCUUCAAUUAUUUGAUCGUGACUGGAAGAAGAUAGAAGCAUUUGUUGGCUCAAAAACAGUUAUCCAGAUUCGCAGUCAUGCUCAAAAAUAUUUUCUAAAGAUUCAAAAAAGUGGGAAAAGCGAGCAUGUACCUCCUCCUCGACCAAAGAAGAAAGCAUCUCAUCCAUACCCACAAAAAGCUCCUAAGAAUGCAACCACUCAGAGUCCUGGGAUGUAUCCACCUUUAUCUACUCCAUUUGAAUCAAGAUAUACUUACAUUCCAGACUCAACAGCAGGCUUUGGACUUCCCAGUCCACAUGCUUCUUGGAGCUGUAGUCCAGUGCCGUCCAUUGAUUUUUCCCAAGUACCCAAAGAUCGUGUAAAAUUAGCUGGACCAACAUCACAUAGUAGCAGUAGUGGGAGCACUUCACGGACAAGGAAAAUUGGAGAAAUUUCUGACCAAGGAGAUCAAAGCAUGCGAAACAUAGUAAUGCCAGAUUUUGCUCAAGUUUACAGCUUUAUUGGCAGUGUAUUUGAUCCCAGUGUGUCGGGUCAUCUUCAGAGAUUAAGGAAGAUGGACCCAAUAAAUUUAGAAACGGCACUGCUUUUAAUGCAAAAUCUUGCCAUCAACUUGAUCAGUCCAGAAUUUGAAAACCAUAGAAGACUGAUUUCAUCAUAUGAUGAGGACAUGAAGCAAGCUAAAGCUGGUAGCCUCUAUAACAGUCUAUACAAUGUCAGAUCACACAAUACCAUUCUAUCUGCUUAGAAAAUAAUAAGGUUCGGCACUCGGAGCAUUGUUCAUUUUUACUUCUUUUGGAAUGAAGCUAACCGAUCAAAAGCGUGCAAAACCAUUGCACGAUAGUAUCAAAUGAACUAGAAGUCAGGAAAGGAAGUUGAUCUUAUGGCAUAUUAUUGUAUAUGCUCAAUACAUUAUGUGGACAUAUAUUGAGCUAGUCGUGCUGGCGACCGUUCUCAACUAUAUCCUAUCCUUGUAAAUGGUUUGAAGUUGAUCAUAAAGCAGUGUAGAUAAAAGUGCUUUUAUUCCCUGUUUGUUCCCAGCGAAUCAUGUCGUGUAUAGAGUUGAGUGCCAUAUGCGAGGUUUCAUACUGUAUUACAUUGGUGUCUUGUAUAUUUAUUAAUAAUGUGAACAAGACCAUACCCUCCAUAAGAUUAGAUCAUAAAGUAAUCUUAUUUGUGAAUC
This is a messenger RNA of Cucurbita pepo subsp. pepo (vegetable marrow), 1618 nucleotides long. Its product is annotated as protein REVEILLE 3. The record is from RefSeq and is a predicted model, not a curated record. Gene Ontology annotation, molecular function: DNA binding. Lineage: Eukaryota; Viridiplantae; Streptophyta; Magnoliopsida; Cucurbitales; Cucurbitaceae.